CCUGAACCACCAACCCCAAACAACCACCUGUACUGACCACGCCUAAGCUCUCCUCCUUCCUCCUGACUUUCCCCUGUUACGGCCUUUCGCUUUCACCCACUCAAUCACGAUGGCCUCCUUCUUGGAAAAUGCAUACAGUCUGGUCCAUUUGGACAACACUGCAGAUCAGCCCUCGUUGCAGGAGCUGAAGCUGCAGUUGGAGAAGGGUACCGAUGAGACCAAGAUGGACACUAUGAGGCGGAUCAUCACGAUCAUGCUCAAUGGAGAUCCCAUGCCACAGCUGCUCAUGCACAUCAUUCGCUUCGUCAUGCCCUCCCGGAGCAAGUCCCUCAAGAAACUGCUUUACUUUUACUACGAAAUCUGCCCGAAGCUCGACGCCAAUGGCAAGCUCAAGCAAGAGAUGAUCUUGGUCUGUAACGGCAUUCGCAAUGAUCUCCAGCACCCCAACGAGUACAUCCGAGGCAAUACACUUCGUUUCUUGUGCAAACUCCGCGAGCCGGAACUCAUCGAACCCCUCCUCUCAUCCGCACGCUCCUGCUUGGAGCACCGCCACGCAUACGUGAGAAAGAACGCUGUUUGGGCUGUCGCUUCGAUCUUCCAGCACUCCGAAUCCCUGAUCCCGGACGCGCCAGAGCUCAUUCAGACUUUCCUCGAGACCGAGACCGACGGCACCUGCAAGCGCAAUGCGUUCGCGGCCCUUAUGUCGAUCAGCCAUCAGAAGGCAUUGGAGUACCUUUCGUCCACUUUCGACAGCAUUCCCAAUACUGAUGAGUUGCUACAAUUGGCGGAGCUUGAGUUCAUUCGUAAAGAUGCUGUGCAGAACUCUCAGAACAAGGCAAGAUAUCUGCGUUUGAUCUUUGACCUUCUGGAUGCCUCGACCAGCACUGUCAUCUAUGAAGCUGCGACCUCUCUGACGGCACUCACCAGCAACCCGGUCGCCGUGAAGGCUGCGGCAGGCAAGCUGAUCGAACUCUGCAUCAAGGAGGCCGACAACAACGUCAAGCUCAUUGUUCUUGACCGUGUUGAUCAGCUGCGCAUUCGCAACGAGGGUGUUCUGGAUGACCUCACCAUGGAAAUCCUCCGUGUCCUCUCCAGUCCCGACAUCGACGUUCGCCGUAAGGCACUCGGCAUCGCUCUGGAGAUGGUGUCAAGCAAGAAUGUUGAGGAGAUCGUUAUGCUGCUAAAGAAGGAGCUCGCGAAGACUGUUGAUGAACAAUAUGAGAAGAACAGUGAAUACCGCCAGCUGCUGAUCCAGUCGAUACACAACUGCGCCAUCCGUUUCUCGGAGAUUGCUGCAAGCGUUGUCGACCUUCUGAUGGACUUCAUCGCCGACUUCAACAACAACUCGGCCGUCGACGUGAUCUCUUUCGUGAAGGAGGUUGUAGAGAAGUUCCCCGCCCUCAGACACUCCAUCGUUGACCGGUUGGUCUCGACCUUGAGCGAAGUUCGUGCGGGCAAGGUCUACCGGGGCGUUCUAUGGGUUGUUGGUGAAUACUCUCUGGAGGAACGCGAUAUUCGCGAGGCGUGGAAGCGUAUCAGAGCAAGUCUCGGAGAAAUUCCCAUUCUCGCCUCGGAACAACGUCUCCUUGACGAGGUACCGGAAGACGCUACUUUCAAGGAUCAGCCCAAUGGUCACAGCAAACCGGCUGCUCCGACCGGAUCCCGCAAGGUGCUGGCUGACGGCACGUAUGCCACGGAGAGUGCUCUCACUAGCCAGUCGGCUGCUGCUGCCCGCCUUGAAGCUGUCAAGGCCGCACAGAAGCCUCCUCUUCGUCAAUUAAUCCUAGACGGUGACUACUAUCUGGCCACUGUCCUUUCUUCCACUCUCACCAAGUUGGUUAUGCGCCACUCGGAGGUCUCCCAGGACGCCGCCCGUACUAAUGCUCUGCGAGCAGAAGCCAUGCUCAUCAUGAUCUCCAUCAUUCGCGUGGGCCAGUCUCACUUCGUCAAGGCACCUAUUGAUGAAGACUCAGUAGAUCGCAUCAUGUGCUGUGUGCGCUCACUUGCCGAGUUCUCUGAGAAGAAGGAGUUGGAGACCACCUUCUUGGAAGACACCCGGAAAGCGUUCCGCGCCAUGGUCCAGGUUGAGGAUAAGAAGAGAGCCGCCAAGGAAGCUGUUGAGAAGGCCAAGACUGCUGUACAAGUAGAUGACGCUAUUCCGAUCCGGCAGUUUACGAAGAAGGCAGCUCUUGAAGGCGCGGAGGAAAUCGAACUGGAUCUCGCCAAGGCCACUGGCGGUGACUCGACCGUGGAGACUGUCUCCUCGAAGUUGAGCCGGGUCGUCCAGCUGACCGGCUUCUCGGAUGCUGUCUACGCUGAGGCUUACGUUACAGUUCAUCAGUUCGACAUUGUUCUGGAUGUGCUGUUGGUUAAUCAGACCCUCGAGACCCUGCAGAACCUUAGCGUCGAAUUUGCAACCCUGGGAGACCUCAAGGUUGUCGAGCGACCCACCACACACAACCUCGGACCCCGCGACUUCUUGAACGUGCAGGCUACAGUCAAGGUAUCGUCAACGGAUACUGGUGUGAUUUUCGGCAACAUUGUCUACGACGGAGCUAGCUCAACGGAAACCCACGUGGUGAUCUUGAACGACAUCCAUGCAGACAUCAUGGACUACAUCCAACCCGCGCACUGCACUGAGACUCAGUUCCGUACUAUGUGGACAGAGUUCGAGUGGGAGAACAAGGUAAACAUUAACUCUAAGGCCAAGAGCCUUCGAGAGUUCCUCAAGCAGCUCAUGGAGAGCACCAACAUGGCUUGCUUGACUCCCGAGGCCUCCCUCAAGGGCGACUGUCGUUUCCUGAGCGCCAACCUAUAUGCCCGGAGCGUAUUUGGCGAGGACGCUCUGGCGAACCUGAGCAUUGAGAAGGAGGGUGAUGAUGGACCGAUCACCGGUUUUGUGCGGAUAAGAAGUCGUUCUCAGGGACUGGCUUUGAGCCUGGGGUCUCUGAAGGGGCUCAAGGCAUCUGCGGCAUGAAUAAAGUGUUGCCUUUGACUCGUAUUUGAAUAGCCAUUACCCUGUUGUUGCUGGACCCACCGAUUUGUCUGGACUUAUGCACCUAUUCACUCUUCUGUGUUUUUCUAAUGGACGAAAUUUUGUUGAUUAUUGUGCCUCUUCCUGUUUUUUUGCCGGAUGAGAAAAGACUUUAUUAUUCAAUGAAAGAUUUCUUAGAAUCCCAACGAACACAGGAUCGGUUCAUUGUUGUCGUACUGUAGGCUGUACGUUCCAGUUCUGGGCCAAAGUAUGCCGGAUGGCGAGCUGAAACCAAUUGGUCCGAUGGCGCAGCAGUGGAGUGUUUCCAAUGAGGCGCUGGUUUGGUUCCGCAAAUGACAGGAGCGAUUCAUUCCACAAAAUUGGGGAAAUUCUGGAAUCGGAUCUGAGGAUCGUCUAGAAAUCGAAAGGUACGUACUCGUAGAACAGAGAGAGCGAGAAAGAGAGAGAGAGAGAGAGAGAGAGAGAGAGAGAG
Aspergillus aculeatus ATCC 16872 is the source of this 3467-nucleotide messenger RNA. Its product is annotated as coatomer subunit beta. Gene Ontology annotation, molecular function: structural molecule activity. The record is from RefSeq and is a predicted model, not a curated record. Bases 110 to 2977 code for a protein of 955 amino acids. Gene Ontology annotation, cellular component: cytoplasm; COPI vesicle coat. The transcript is spliced from 5 exons. Gene Ontology annotation, biological process: intra-Golgi vesicle-mediated transport; endoplasmic reticulum to Golgi vesicle-mediated transport; intracellular protein transport. Lineage: Eukaryota; Fungi; Ascomycota; Eurotiomycetes; Eurotiales; Aspergillaceae.